Messenger RNA from Lentinula edodes (shiitake mushroom), 1698 nucleotides. RefSeq lists its product as uncharacterized. Gene Ontology annotation, molecular function: 4 iron, 4 sulfur cluster binding; GTP 3',8'-cyclase activity; cyclic pyranopterin monophosphate synthase activity. Bases 1 to 1698 code for a protein of 565 amino acids. Lineage: Eukaryota; Fungi; Basidiomycota; Agaricomycetes; Agaricales; Omphalotaceae. The record is from RefSeq and is a predicted model, not a curated record. The transcript is spliced from 8 exons. Gene Ontology annotation, biological process: Mo-molybdopterin cofactor biosynthetic process.
AUGACCGUAUCUGCCUAUCGAAAUCAACUUCCCCGGUUAUGGACCCGUACCUUCUCCAUUUCAGGCCCAGAUCUGUAUAAUUCAGCUAGCGGGGUGAAGCGAGCUGCACAGGUGGAAAUCAUCUUUGGACACAAAAAACACCUGCUUAUUUUCCUUCAUGUCGUAGGCCAAGCUCGACCUUCUCUAGUGGACUCUUACAAUAGACGACAUGACUAUCUGCGCAUAUCGUUGACUGAAAGAUGCAAUCUACGCUGCUUCUAUUGCAUGCCAGAGGAAGGUGUACAGCUAUCGCUAAAUGAGAAGAUACUUACGGAUGAAGAAAUACUGCGAUUGGCCAAGCUGUUUGUGCAAUCUGGGGUUACCAAGAUACGACUUACCGGAGGAGAGCCCACGGUUCGCAAAGGCGUGGUCGGUAUCGUAGCUGGUUUGAAUGAGCUUCGUCAAUACGGUCUCAGGUCGAUAGCAAUGACAAGUAACGGGCUUGCUCUUCAUCGGAGACUGCCGGAACUUGUAGAGAAUGGGUUAACCCAUCUAAAUCUAAGUCUAGAUACCCUCGAUCCUUUCAAAUUCGAGUUCAUGACGAAGCGCUCAGGACUGGAGGCCGUCCUCAAGACACUCAAAGUAGCCCUAGAAUCUCCGCAUUUACAAAAGGUCAAGUUGAACGUUGUGGUGGUGAAAGGCUUGAAUGAUAAUGAAGUACUCGAUUUUGUCGAAAUGACAAAGGAUCGACCGAUUUCGGUCAGAUUUAUUGAGUUUAUGCCAUUCAUCGGGAACAAAUGGGACAAAUUCAAGAUGGUACCUUCAUCCGACUUGCUUCGAGUGAUAUCCGCAAAACAUCUUGGACUGGAACGAAUGGCUGACGAAACGAAUGUCACUGCUCGCUCUUGGAAGGUACCUGGCUACCAGGGAGAAUUUGGCUUCAUCAGCAGUAUGUCUGACCAUUUCUGUUCUGCUUGCAAUCGCCUCAGAAUUACAGCGGAUGGACAAAUCAAAGUUUGUUUAUUCGAUGCCAAAGAGGUCUCUCUACGGGAUGAGAUACGCAAAGGCGCUAGUGAUUUCGAAAUCCUUCGUUUGAUUGGCCGAGCGGUCCACGGUAAAGAAGAAAAGCACCUUCAGAUGGAAGAUAUCGACGUUGUCUCUAAUCGACCGAUGAUAUUAAUUGGGCGUGCAUCGAUGGUGGACGUAUCCGAAAAGUCUGUGACAAAACGUUCAGCGACCGCCAAAGGGCGAAUAGUUAUUACUGAACGUGCUUAUGACUUGAUUAACAAGUCUUACUCUUCCGAAUCCGAGUCGAUAAUGGGAAAAAAUUCCUCGUCUAUGGAUGAGGCCCAGAAAAAGGUUCUUAGGAAAGGUGAUACAUUGACAGUCGCACAACUAGCGGCCAUAAUGGGGUCAAAGAAAACCUCUGAUUUGAUCCCUCUCUGCCACCCUCUCCCGCUAACAGAUGUCAAAGUCAAAUUGACUUGCGAGGCCUUUGAAGAAACACAGGGAAUAUGGAAAUACAGUGUUGUGUGCCAGGCUACGGUGGCUUGCGAAGGGAAGACCGGAGUAGAGAUGGAAGCAUUGACUGCUGUAUCCGUGGGUCUACUUACAAUUUGGGACAUGCUGAAGGCGGUCGCGGGUAAGGAGAUGGUAAUCGGCGAAAUCAUGGUGUCCGAAAAAUCGGGCGGUAGAAGUGGGGAGUUUCACAGGCCAUGA